AUGCCUCAGGUAUGCCUUCUCAAGAUCAAUCCUCUGUCCUCGUACCCAACACUGGAACAGCUGAGUCAGUUGGAAUGUGACCAAUGGCUUCAACUUGGUGUUCGCUUGGGAUUGGGCAAUGACCAACUGGAAACCAUAAAGAAGAGCCAAUAUCCCACAGCAGCAACUCUCCAGGCAGCCAAAAUCAAGAAUAUUGACAUGCAGUGGAAGGAUAUUGUGGAAGCUCUAGUGAGCAUUGGAGAGUACAAGUUGGCAGAGAGUGUGUGCACUCAGCAAGGGGAAGGUGAGAGUGCUCUGUCAGUGAGUGCAUACUAUGGCUGGCUGGACUGUGUCAAGCGUCUUGUGGAAACUGUGGGCCUCAAUCCAAAAGAGCCCGUCAACAAGGCUGGUGACACCCCACUCUCUCUAGCCUGUGCUAAUGGCCACUCGGACACUGUCAAGUAUCUUGUGAACCAGCAUCAUUGUGAUCCUAAAAGUACAGUCAACAAGGCUGGUGACACCCCACUCUCUCUGGCCUGUACUAAUGGCCACUUGGACACAGUCAAGUAUCUUGUGAACCAGCAUCAUUGUGAUUCUAAAAGUACAGUCAACAAGGCUGGUGACACCCCACUCUCUCUGGCCUACAAAAGUGGACACUGGGAAGUGGUCAAGUAUCUCGCCAUCACUCAUCACUGUGAUACAAAAAGGGUGGAGGAAGAGCACCUUUAUCAAGAAGCCAUCAAGAACGAUCGAACAGUGUCUCUUCGCUACCUCAAGCUCCUUCUUCUUGGUCCUGGCCAAGUUGGAAAGUCAACCUUUCUCCGUAGACUUCUUGGUGAAAUGAAAUGGGACAUUGACUCAGAUCCAAAACCUCAUUGUAGCACAGAAAUGGCUCGCUUACAGCAAGUAUGUAUUAAAUAUACUCCUAUUGCUGCCGCUGUUACUACGGAUGGUUGGCACACUAUUGAAGAAUUACACAAUCAAGUUGCCGUAUUAACCUCAAUGUUGGUGAAUGAACAAGUGCAUGUUAAAGAAGUUGGUAAUACCAAGUUAACAGAAUCCCAGAGAAUAAACAAUCCUGAAGAAGAGUCUCACCAACCUCAAGUACAAUGCAAUAGUCAUUCAAGUGCUUUGCCACUAACCAGUACUCAGGAACGUCUGGGAGCUACAACCUCAACUUACAAUCUAAAAUUGGAUUAUAAAUAUCAACAAGAUACAUUGUCUCCAAACAACAUAGCAAAUGUUCUCGAUAAAUAUAAAGAGCUAAGACACAAUUUGAAGCUAAAACCACAAAUUUUGAUCGAGACCCUGCUUAAUAUAGUGGAUGUAGGUGGGCAACUAGCAUUUUUGGAUAUGUUUCCAUCAUUAACAAUUGGUCCUGCUAUGUACUUGGUGUUCAUGAAGCUCCUAGACGGAUUAGGAACUGAACACCCUGUAACGUUUGUCGAUACAGAUCCAAUUGUGUGCAAAGAGUACACUUACACAUCAGAAGAUAUCAUUUUCACUGCUCUUUCAAGCAUUGCAUGUUUUGGAAAUUCGGAUGCUGAGGUAGAAGAAUACAUAGCGAGUGACAACAAAUCAAACAAACUUUCAAGUUCAAUAGCGUUAUUGUUAGAAACAUUUAAAGAUGAAUACUUGGAAGCAACGAAAGAAGUCCAGUUAGUGGUUGAUCGAAACGAAACAGAACUCAAAACCCGAUUAAAGGACACUGGUCUUCAUAAUAUAGAAUACUAUGACCGAGAAAAAGGUCAUAUCUUUUUGAACAAAAAUGGAGAGAUUGCUACUUAUCGAAAAUGUCUUAAAGAAUUUAUACCAUUGUUUAAGAAACUGAUCAUAAAUAUCUCGAUUACUAACAAUUCUCCUUUGCUUAUGGGAAACUACAAUAUAAUUACAUUACCAGACCUCAGUGUAAGUCAUCUAGUAACUGAAACAAGAAGUAAAGAAGAAACAAAGAGCAAAAAGAAGAAAAGUGGAUUUGUACCUCCAAGAAGGCAGAUAUUUCUAUUGUUGAAGCGUCGUCGUAAACGAAAGAUAAGAGGCAAACAAAGUGCUUUGAAAGCACGGCCAUUAAGUGAUUCUGAAGAUGAUAAAAACUUGCCGGAUGUAGUUCAAGAAAAAAGCCUUAAGACAUUAAAAUCAAGAAUGCAAAUAGUAACAAUAUCCAGGUAUACUGAUCCCCCAAAGUUGAAAGGUCAUGUUUCUGCUAAACUUGCAUAUUUAGAGUCUGAUUCAAACAGUCAAGAAGAAGAUAUAGGCAACCGAACUGACAUUUUUGCUACUGAUCAAUGCUCCUCUGUUAAAAUGGAUCUCGUACACAAUUGCCAAUAUUCAUAUUCAGAAGAACCAGUUGCACAAACAAGGCAAGCCCUGUUAUCCAUGAAAGGGACAGCUAUUUUCAGAGUGGGGGCACCUUCAACUGAACUAGAAUUUAAGCGUCUGCGGGUCUCAGUCAAUGUUCAAGCAUUCUAUUUGUUGAUCAAGCGUGAGAAAUCAGCUAUAGUCACAUACAUUUCUACUGAAAACAAACAAGAACUGUAUUGCUUUGAAAAUCGAGGAUUGGGUAGGAAAAAGAAACCAGUUUACAGAGUCACAUCUGAGGCUGAAACAUUGUACGAUUUCUCCAAGUCUGCAAUAGUUCAUGGAUCAUUUUCAAAACGAAACUUAGUGGUUAUCAAGGAAUUGGAAACACCAAAAAGUAACUUUGUUGGUAUUCCAUCACAUGAGAAACUUAGUCAGUCCAAUAUUGGAUUAGUAGAUCAUAUAUCUACCUCUGAAACAUCAUCACAACAACUCUAUAGCUCAGAACGUACUGACUCCAUGAGACUUCCUACAUUGGCUGCUGCAAAUAGCUUAAGCACGAGUUCACCACCUGUAGCAGCAGAAUCUCCAGUUAAAAGUAAAGGUGUAAGAGGAAGGGUACAAGUAGAUGGUGAACAAAAGGCCUCAUUGAAUGCUUCUAUUCCACGAGCAAGUACUAUAAGGACAAGUGAGAGGACAAGGGAGAGAAACUCUCCUCGCGAAAACGACAGUAGCCUACAGCGAAGUAUCCCUACACGAAGAUCACCUGAUUGGAUUGCCAUAGCAACUAAACUUCUUCAUGUUCCCGACUAUCAAAAAAUGAUACAGAUUCUCAAUGGUGUCACACCAGCUCAGGAAGAUCUUGUAGCUCAUAAAUUCAUCAAGGGAAUUGCUUACUUCAAAGUUGGCAAGUUACGACAAGCAAUGAGUGACUUACACGAAUGUGAGAAAUUUGCUUUAGAAUCCAUUGAAAACGAAAGAUGUGCACACUCUCAAAGCCAAUUGGAUAGAGGAGUAUUUUCAAUGCAACCAUUUGGAUCACAGGCUUCCCCCCAGGCAUCAAGUUUGCAAUAUUUGCAACAAUCAUCCAAAAAAGGAGACGUUGCUGUUUGUAAUGUAUACAUGGGAGAUCUGCACUAUACUUCAGGCUCCUAUCUUGAGGCAUCGAAAUGUUAUCAACGAGCGGCCGAUUUGUAUGAUAGAGAAUGUGUAGCAAGACUGUUCAGGAUGGUUCCCCCCACCAUAUCAACAAUUCACUCGAAAUGUGGCAGCUGCUUACGCAAUUUGUCCAAAUCAAUGGAGGCCAUUCAAGAGUACAGAAAUGCUAUCGAGACAGCCAUUAGAGACAAAGACCGUCUUGCUGCUCACACUAGCCUUGGAAACCUCCAACAGACUCUAGGUCAGAACAAAGAAGCACUGGUAGAGUAUGAACAUGCCCUUGAUCUAGCAGAGAAACUCAAUGAACACAUGUCAGUUGGUUGGACUCAUGGGAAUAUUGGAAAUGCCUUCCUCGGACUGAAUGAAAAAGACAAAGCACUAUUUCAUCUUCAAAAAGCCCUUGAUAUCACUAUUAAGUACGAACCUAAACCAGAUUCUAUAGGAAGAGCAUAUAAUAACCUAGGCACUGCCUACCAGUCAAUGGGUGACCUUGACAAAGCUGAAGAACACUAUGACCUUGCUUUAAGUCAGGCUAUCUACGGCAAUGACCCAGCUGGACAAUCCAGGGUUUAUGGAAAUAUCGGAAACAUAUAUAUUGUCAGGAAACGUUUUGAAAAAGCUAUCCCUCACUACACCGAAGUGCUUCGCCUCUCCAAAGAUGAGGCUACGAUAAGCACCGCUCACCACAACAGAGGAUGUGCACUAUAUGAGUGGGCAGAGAGUAAAAUGCUUGCUCUAGAACAAUCUUUACAGAAAAAUUCCUCAAGUAACGAGCCAACAUUUCGAUUUCACGGAUCCCAAACUACACUUCCCCAAAAGCAUAGUCCUCGUAUUGUGAUCGAUAGCAUUGCCAAACUCUUCAGAGAUGGAAUGUCAGAUUUGCAAAAGGUUGCUGAAACUCACGAAGCAAAACUUGACCACAUCAAAGGAUCAGCCAAAGGACUUUCACUUUCAGUCUCCCUCACAGAGUCAAAUUCUCGCACUUUUCAUCGCUUACAGGACUGCAUGGUCGCCAUAGGCAACUGGAGGGAGGCUCUUCUCAUUGCUGAGCAAAGCAGAGCUCGUACGCUCGGCGAAAUAAUGCUUGCACGGAAAGAAAGUCAACUUGAAAAGGCUCUUACCUCACCACUAAACCUGGAGCAUGUGUACUCCAUUGUGAGCUCACAAAAGUCUCCUGUUCUCUACCUCACCCACACUGGAGCUAGUCUGUUUGGCUGGGUGCUCGUCCCAGCUGAAGACAGUGACAGCAUUUCAAUCGAGAUGUUUGAAAUUCCCAUAUCAGAUGACCAGUUCAAUGGAAAGAGCUUCGAUUAUCACAUCAGAUAUGGCCUUACAGAGGUCUUGGUGGAGCAGAGCUAUGAGAUGUAUCGCAGCAUCGAUUAUGAUGAAGAAACUACUGCUCCUGUUGCUCAACUCUUCAAGGUCAUUGGUAAACCCUUUCAAAUGACUCUUGACCGACUUCUUCCAGGAAACAAGAAAGCAAAAAUGCAAAAGAUUGUUUUGAUUACUGAUACUUACACCAGUCUAUUGCCAUUUACUUGCAUGUACGAUCCAGACAGUGAAACCUUUCUUGGUGAUCAUUAUUAUUUUGAAACCAUGCAAUCUUUGUUGACAAUGGGUAUAAUGAAUCAGCUCCCAGAACCAAUGGUUGAAUUACCAGCAGAUCCACAAAGUAUGUGCAUUGUGGGAAAUCCCAUCAUUCCCAAAUUUUACCUUAAUGGUGAAGUAUGGUCCCUGGGGAAACUCCCUUAUGCAAGACGAGAGGCUCAGUGGGUGGGGCAUAUCCUGAACACUCCACCUAUUCUGGACGAGCAAGCGACCAAAAGUGCUGUCGUAAUGCGAUUCAUGAGAGCCAAAGUGAUUCACAUAGCAACCCACGGCAGCUCAGUCUCGGGUUUCCUAGCAUUUGCCUCACUCACCUCUACCAGACAAGGGGAGGGGGUUGACUCCAGUGGAGUACUGCUGCACCCGGAGGAGGUGGAGAAGCUCUCCAUCAGUCCAGCUCUUGUCGUUCUCUCCAGCUGUGACUCCUCAAGAGGUACCGUGAAGGCGGACGGUGUGCAAGGGAUGGCAAGAGCAUUUUUGUUGGCAGGUGCACAAGCUGUGCUCACCGCUCUGUGGAGGGUGCCUGACGAAUCUGCAGCUGUAUUCAUGCGUUUCUUUUACCGGUUCCUUGAAAAUGGGUUUGAGAGCUCCCUCUCACUUCAGAAGGCAAUCCUCAGUUUGAGAUGCUUCUCCAAGUACUCACAGUACAUACAUUGGUCCGGUUACCAGCUAACAGGGAGAUCCAUUCGUUUGGAUAUGAAGCCGUCUCCAGUGACGACUAUAUUAGAGAGUACCCUGAGGCCAAGCUCUCCGUUUCCUCGGCUCAUGCUAGUCAAGAAGCUGGAGAGUGUGUUGGUGGAUAAUCCAAGACUACCCACUGAUAUUCAGAUUCUUCAUGGAUCUCCUGGAGUAAAGCCAUCUGAAAUUGCCAUUGACUUCAUUCACUCUUGCCACGCUAAAUUUGCAGCUGGCAUUUUCUGGAUCAGCUGUCGCACACCAGACAUCAUUGACGCCAGUCUGAAAAGCAUUGAGAAAACAAUUGACAAGCCUCUGAACAAGCUGCGACUUAGUGACACACAGCAAGCAUUGGUGGUCCUGGACAAUACAAUUGAACUGCCAAGCUCGGGAAAACUGAUCAGCUUCCUAAAGCACACAAACGUUCACAUCAUCAUUCUGUCAAAGUCAGCAGAUCCCCUCGACUUUUUCGUAAAAGAAGUUGAUAAAGCCUUGAUCAGAGGUUGCAGUAUACACGAAGUGAAAACACUCUCAACAAUUGACUCCACCCAGCGAAUCGUGUACGAAAUCUCCAAGCAGUACUAUCUAAAAGCAAACAACAAUGAUCAAGCAAUCUUUGAGAAGUUGGCUGAGUUUACAUCCGGCUCACCCCUAAUUGUUGAUAUAGCCGCACAAGUUCUGCUCAAGUAUGUGCAAGAGAAUUCUGACGAACCUUCUGAAGGUCUAAACCAAUUUGCCGAUUCCAUUCAGCUUUCAAAAUCUCGGAAAGUUGUCCAUAAAUCUCCUCCACUGGCAAGUUUUCUUCAAGGAGUUGAAGAUACAUGUUUUCAAGUGAGGGAAAUUUCAGAUGCAUUCACACACCUUGUUUCAAACGUCGCCAGUGUCUCGCCGAAUCACACAGAUGUGUGGGAGUCAGAGAGUAAGUAUGACUCUUGGGACUCGAUCGGAGCCUUGAUCCAACGUUGCGUAUCCACUCCAGGAGAAAUGUUGCUGCUUCAAGCCCUGUCCAUUUUUGGUUGUAUACCAAUUCCAAUUCCUUUGGUCACUACCAUGUCCUCCCUGAUAGCUCAGUCAUCAGGUCACUCACACUUGGGUGGAAUCUUGCAUGAGCGACUAAUGGAGGCAAAGUUGAUAUUAAGGUAUCCCCAGCCAGUUGUUCUUCAUUCUACUUACACUAAAGGUGACAAAGCCAGUGAAGAGCCACUUUUCUUAUACCUUCCUCAGCACUUGGCUAGUCAGCUGUGGCUAUGUAAUGACAUCGAUCAAGUAAUGGCUGUAACAGUUGCAUACAAAGCAUUGCAAAAGGUUAUCGACGAAAAUUCAUCAAAAAAUCCAGAGCUCUUACAUUUUUAUCUCGGGCUCAUCCCACCUCUUGAGGAAAAAACUGCACUACUAGCUGUUGAAAAGAAGCAUUGCUACAAGGCAGUUUACGAGUUAUACCUGCAGCUAUCACAUCAGCUCAGCUCCACUAAUCACACCCACAUCUGAUUCUACGUUAUUAAAGUUUGUUCUGUAGUUUACACUACAUUGCUCGGACCCCUAUAGAGUCUCAAAGCUAUAACUUUAUACAUGCACAUUUAAAAUGUACUCCCUUACGUCUCCCUGUCAUACAGAUACGUCGUAUGUAAAUUAAUUACCUCAGUGGCUAUAUAUAUUAAAUGCCUUUUCACUGAAGUGAUUCUAUUGACUGAUAUUAUUAUUCAGUUACAUGCAAGUGUGCAUGUGCCUCUUAGUUUGUAUUUUGUUUCUAUUUACUAUACUUACUGUUGCUUAUUAUUGUAAGCUGCCUAUUUUGUGUUUCAAUAUUUAGCUGCCUCAUAUUUACGUAUCCUGACACCUAUAUGUAUGUGUCAAGUUUGUUUCUAUUUUUGUAUUGAUUACGUAUACGACUAUAUUUAUCUUGA
Halichondria panicea is the source of this 7619-nucleotide messenger RNA. RefSeq lists its product as uncharacterized. The coding region runs from base 1 to 7203 and encodes 2400 amino acids. The transcript is spliced from 11 exons. Gene Ontology annotation, molecular function: protein binding. Lineage: Eukaryota; Metazoa; Porifera; Demospongiae; Suberitida; Halichondriidae. The record is from RefSeq and is a predicted model, not a curated record.